Messenger RNA from Rattus rattus (black rat), 1918 nucleotides. RefSeq names its product AF4/FMR2 family member 2-like. Lineage: Eukaryota; Metazoa; Chordata; Mammalia; Rodentia; Muridae. The record is from RefSeq and is a predicted model, not a curated record. Gene Ontology annotation, cellular component: nuclear speck. The coding region runs from base 160 to 1098 and encodes 312 amino acids. Gene Ontology annotation, biological process: regulation of RNA splicing. Gene Ontology annotation, molecular function: G-quadruplex RNA binding. The transcript has 5 exons.
AAAAGGGAAUGGGAAUGAAGGAGUCAAGAAGUUCAACAAGAAGAUCUUUUUUCUUCAGGCUUUGAUCUUUUUGGGGAGCCCUACAAGGUAGCUGAAUAUACAAACAAAGGGGACGCCCUUGCCAACCGAGUCCAGAACACUCUUGGAAGUUAUGAUGAAAUGAAGGAUCUGCUCUCUAACCAUUCCAGCCAGAAUCAUCUGGUGGGCAUCCCAAAGAAUUCGGUGCCCCAAACUCCCAUCAGCAAAAGUGAAGCAAGCUUUUAUCCAGAACAAAAGAAUCGGAUGAUCCCAUCUCACCAGGAGAAUACCCACUCCUCAGCACCAAUGCCUCCACCUUCAGUCGUGAUACUCAAUUCCACGCUAAUAAACAGCAACAGAAAAUCAAAAUCUGAGUGGCCACGAGAUAAUCAUAACACUAGCCCUGGACAAGCAUGCCAGGCUAGCAGUCAACCAAACAAGAUACAGACAUCCACACAAGACCCACCUCAAACCCGCCUGGAAGACUUCUUUGUCUACCCAGCUGAGCAACCUCAAAUUGGUACGGCUGAAAAAUCUAACCCAUCUGCAAAGGAAGAUAAUAACCCUAAUUCAGGUGGAGAAGAUGCUUUCAAAGAAAUCUUUCAGUCGAAUUCACCAGAAGAAUCAGAAUUUACAGUCCAAGCUCCUGGGUCUCCCCUAGUUGCCUCAUCUUUAUUAGCUCCCAGCAGUGGCCUUUCAGUCCCAACCUUCCCACCAGGGCUUUACUGCAAAACAAGCAUGGGACAACAAAAACCAACUGCAUAUGUAAGGCCCAUGGAUGGGCAGGACCAGGCAACUGACAUCUCUCCGACACUGAAGCCUUCCAUUGAAUUUGAGAACAGUUUUGGAAACCUCUCUUUUGGAUCACUGUUGGAUGGGAAACCCAGUGCAGCCAGUACAAAGAACAAACUGCCAAAGUUCACAAUCCUGCAAACAAGUGAAGUAAGCCUUACCAGCGAGCCAAGCUGUGUUGAGGAAAUCUUGCGGGAAUCUCAGCAUCUGACUCCAGGAUUCACCUUACAAAAGUGGAGCGACCCAAGCAGCAGAGCUUCAACAAAGUCAGUACCACUCAAGUCGUGAGUAUUUGCCCUCCCAGAGUACAGUGCUGAGCUGCCACUCCCUUGUUAUUUUUCCUUUGAGACUAUGAACCUUUACUCCUGUUUUCAAGCUUGUAAGGGAGUAAUCAAAUUCUCAUUCCCUUUGUACAUGUCAGUUGCUUAUAUACCAUAAGCUGAGCAGUUUAUCAAUAGGAGACAUAGAUGCCUAACACUUCUAGAUUCUAGAAAGUCAGAGGUAAAGUCAGAGCUGUCUGUUGAAAUAGCCUCAUUUUCACUCUAAGCUCAUAUUGUAGUAGUGGCAAGCGCCUCUCUAAAGUAGCUCUUAUAAAGACACAAAUCCUAUUAAUGAAGGCUCUACUUUGUGACAGAAUUAGCUCUUCAGUGUCCCACCUCCUAGUACUGUUACCUCCUGGGGAAGGAUGGCAAAUAUAUAUCUUUAGUAGACACAAUCAUUUAAACUGAAGUGCCUAUGGUCAGCAAGUAAGAGUAAAAGUGAACGUGGGUCAGUAACCUGCUAUCCAAUGAUGUUGACGUGGUCUAGGUCAAUACCUGAAAAGUACUGUGACUUCAGUGAAAACGGUCCAAACACUGGUUUCUCACAUUUGGAUGGUGUUUUGAGCUUCACUUAACUUUAGUACAACUGGCUGUCCAGUUACUAGAAAGGACAAAGAAUGGACAAGAAAGUCAAUGUGGCUUGCCAAGUCUCCACUGAUGGUAGAUCAUCUGUCAUCUGUUUGUUAUAGCCAAAUAAGAACAGCUAGGGAGGCUGAGAAAAAGAUGGCAGAGUAAGAGUGAAGUUUAGAAGUCAGAACCUUGCAAUUCACUCUGCGCUCUCUUCAUUU